This is a messenger RNA of Drosophila eugracilis, 2154 nucleotides long. Its product is annotated as prolactin regulatory element-binding protein. Lineage: Eukaryota; Metazoa; Arthropoda; Insecta; Diptera; Drosophilidae. Gene Ontology annotation, biological process: protein secretion. The record is from RefSeq and is a predicted model, not a curated record. Gene Ontology annotation, cellular component: endoplasmic reticulum membrane. Gene Ontology annotation, molecular function: guanyl-nucleotide exchange factor activity; GTPase activator activity; protein binding.
CUCGCAGAUGAUUUAAUUCGCCUCAAUAAAUAUUUCUUCCCAAUUCCGGUAUACUUGUCUACGAAUACGAAUAAUAUAUUUAUAUUUAUUAUUUUUAUAGUAAUAAAAAUGUUGCUUUGUGAGGUCUUAUCGAUGUAUCGAUAGCCCGAACUGCCACCGCUAUUCAGUGUACGUGGAAUUUUAAGACAACUUUCACGGCACAAAACAAUACAACUUGGAUCCCUAUGGGAAGCGUCAACUGAAGCAAACCAUUUAAUUUACAGCCGGAGUUCGUCAGCGGUCGACCCAAUUAGAUGCGCCUGCUCCACAGACAGAGCUGAUAAACUCCAGUCCACACAAUCCCCUGCCCUUUCGUCCGGUCGAUUGUGAUAUAUUAUUGAUAAUGGCUCACACCCGUCGUCCCAGCGACGGCCUACUGGCCCGUGUGAACUUUCCUCUGUAUGCCGUAGACAUGCUGACCAGCCGGCACAUCUUGGUGGCGGGUGGGGGCGGUUCCAGCAAGACGGGCGUGGCUAACGGCUUUGAAAUUUAUGAGCUGUACCACAAUGGGAGUCACUUUUGCGCGGAGGAGGUGCUGCGUCACGAGACGGGCGCCAACGUGGUGAUGAAUUUCGCGGUACGCAACGGCGGCAGAAGAGCCUAUUUGUGCGCCGGUCAGGAAGCGCACUGUCAGAUGUAUUACGUCCAGCCGCGCGUUCAGCCAGAGGAUGAUGUGAGUGGAAACGACGUCGGGGACGGUAAGCCCGCGCCGUCCGAGCGUCCGCAUGAAAACGGAAAUUUGCGCCAGCGAAACACACACUCUGGUGUGGAGCCAGUCGCCAACGGGCAUAAGUCUCCGAUUUCCACCGCCGAUAUAUUGCGGCAAUUUCAGCGGCUGCACUUCGACAUUCAGGCUGCGGAUGUAGUGCAGACGGACUUCCUCAAGGGCGCCGAGCCCCUGCAGCGUGUGGUCCGCAUCAGUGGGAACGGUCGACUAAUGGCUACUGGUGGCACGGACGGACAGUUACGAGUGUGGACGUUCCCUCAGAUGACUUUGGCUGCCGAGCUGGCAGCGCACAGCAAGGAGAUAGACGACCUGGAUUUUAGCCCCGAUAGCAAGCUCAUAGCCAGCAUCUCAAAGGACUCUCAGGGCUUGGUGUGGGAUCUGGCCAGCGGCAAGCUGCUACAGAAGCUUCAGUGGAAGACGCCGGAGGGGGCCAAGUACCUGUUUAAGCGGUGCCGUUUCGGGACCGUAGAGGCGCAAAAGGACCACUAUCGCCUGUUUACAAUUGCAAAUCCGCUGGGAAAGGUCGGCAAGCAGCGCGGCUUUUUGCAGCACUGGGAUUGUGCCAGCGGACAGCUCCGUCAAGCUGUUGCUAUCGACGAGAGUUUGUCUUCACUGGCGGUGCGGGACGACGGUCGGUUCGUGGCCGUCGGCACGAUGUUCUCGGGAAGCGUCUCCAUUUACAUAGCAUUCAGUUUGCAGCGCGUGCUCCACAUUCCCCAUGCUCACUCCAUGUUCGUAACGGGCCUUCAGUUCCUGCCUAUCACCAACGAGGAGGGACCGCCCAUUUCUAGCGACACAGAGGCAGCAGUUCUUUCCAUUUCCGUGGACAACAAAGUCUGCAUCCACAGUCUGCCGCAAAGGCGUACGAUCCCCGCCUGGAUUGCCGUUGCCUUCUUGCUCGUUAUGAUUUUUGCCGUGUUUGUGCUGUGCUCCUACAUUGGCAUCUGAUGUUUAGUGGUCAGAAGAGAGUUAAUCGCCUUGCAUUAUUAGUUUGUAAACAGGGUUUAGUUCUUGCAUAAGCCACAACUCCUCGCCCCACGCCCCAUCAUGUUAAUUAUUUUAAGUGUAUAGUUUGUGCCGGCUGCCUUAUCUCUUAUACUAAUUGCAAUGUUCGCUUAGUUGUACCAUAAUUUGCUUAUCUGUGUGUCCCUAAAGAAGGCGUUGCUCGUUCCGCAGAUCUGCCAGUUAUUUAUGCUUUUUAAAUGAAUUGCUAUUAAAUUAAAAUGUAAAACCAAACAGGUAAAUGGACUGCAGCACUAUUUAAAGCAGUAAAGCUAAAUGUAAAAUCCUUUUUAUAAUCAAAAUGUUAGUUCAUUGAGCUGUGUUGGGUUCCAGCACCGACCUUAUAGUCGCAAAUGAAUGAUAUAUAAAGGCAUUCUACAAUGAAA